UGCCACAGAAGUCACUGAGAUUUAGAGGCAGCCUGGCCAGACUCUGGAGCCAGAAUGAAGAUGCCAGACCAUGUCCACACCUGCAGCAGCAUCCUGAUCUUGUCCGCACUGCUGUUACCGGUCCUCCAGACUGUCACUGCUCAGAAGAAUGGCAUCGACAUCUAUAGCCUCACUGUGGACUCCAAGGUCUCCUCCCGAUUUGCCCAUACGGUCAUCACCAGCCGGGUGGUCAACAAAGCUGAUGCUGUGCAGGAGGCCACCUUCCAGAUGGAGCUACCCAAGAAAGCCUUCAUCACCAACUUCUCCAUGAUCAUCGACGGUGUGACCUAUCCGGGGAAUAUCAAGGAGAAGGCUAUGGCCCAGGAGCAGUACAGCACAGCUGUGCGCAGAGGGGAGAGUGCUGGCCUCAUCAAGGCCACUGGGAGAAAGAUGGAGGAGUUCCAAGUGUCGGUCAGUGUGGCUCCUGCUGCCAAGAUUACUUUUGAGCUGGUGUAUGAGGAGCUACUCAGGCGGCAUCUGGGGGUAUAUGAGCUGCUACUCAAAGUACGGCCCCAGCAGCUGGUCAAGCACCUGCAGAUGGACAUUCACAUCUUUGAGCCUCAGGGCAUCAGCUUCCUGGAGACAGAGAGCACUUUCAUGACCAACGAGCUAGCCAGUGCCCUCACCACCACGCAGAAUAAGAACAAGGCUCACAUCCAGUUCAAGCCCACACUCUCCCAGCAGCAAAAGACUGCAGGUCAGCAAGAUACAGUCCUGGAUGGCAACUUCAUUGUCCGCUAUGAUGUGAACCGGACCGCCUCUGGGAGCUCCAUUCAGAUUGAGAAUGGCUACUUUGUGCACUACUUCGCCCCAGAAGGUCUGCCCACAAUGCCCAAGAAUGUGGUCUUUGUCAUUGACAAGAGUGGUUCAAUGAGCGGCAGGAAGAUACAGCAGACCCGGGAAGCCCUCAUCAAGAUCCUAAGUGACCUCAACCCCAGGGAUCUGUUCAACAUCAUUGUCUUCAGUGAGGAAGCAACCCAGUGGAAGCCAGCAUUGGUGCCAGCAUCAGAGGAGAAUGUGAGCAUGGCCAAGAGCUAUGCUGCCACCAUCUAUGCCUCUGGAGGAACCAACAUCAAUGAUGCGAUGCUGAUGGCUGUGCAGCUGCUGGAAAGCAGCAACCGAGCUGAGCUGCUGUCUGCCGGGAGCGUCUCCCUCAUCAUCCUGCUCACUGAUGGCGACCCCACUGUGGGGGAGACCAAUCCCAAAAAGAUCCAGAAGAACGUGCAGGAAGCCAUAGGCAACCAGUACAGCCUCUUCUGCCUCGGCUUUGGCUUUGAUGUCAGCUAUGCCUUCCUGGAGAAGCUGGCACUGGACAAUGGUGGGCUAGCUCGACGCAUCUAUGAAGACUCAGACUCUGCCUUGCAACUUCAGGACUUCUACCAGGAGGUGGCCAAUCCACUGCUGACAAACGUGGCCUUCCAGUACCCAAGCAACGCUGUGGAAGAGGUCACACAAGACAAUUUCCGACUCCUCUUCAAGGGCUCAGAGAUGGUAGUAGCUGGAAAGCUCCGGGACCAGCGCUCUGAUGUGUUCUCAGCCAAAGUCAGUGGACAGAUGGAUAUGCAGAACGUCACCUUCGAGACAGAGUCCAGCACUGCUGAGCAGGAGAAGUUGUUCCAGAGUCCUAAGUACAUCUUCCACAACUUCAUGGAGAGGCUCUGGGCAUACCUGACCAUCCAACAGCUGCUGGAGAAUUCUGUUUCAGCAUCAGAUGCCGAAUCUAAGGCCCUCAAGUCCCGAGCUCUGAACUUAUCUCUCAACUACAACUUUGUCACUCCCCUCACAUCUAUGGUGGUCACCAAACCUGAAGGCCAGGAGCAGUCUCAAGUGGCUAACAAGCCUGUGGAGGACGAUAAUAGACACACGAAUGUCCCCAGAGGAGGUCAUGUUUCAAGAUUGCAUAUGGCAAGAGGACGGCCCAGAAACCCAGGUACUUCUAACUUCCCUACAAGUUUUGGAGCUGGAGCUCUUGGUGCUGCUGGGAGAUUCAAACACGCUAGACCUCUUGAUGUUCUACCUGAAAUAGCUGUGCCUCCUCUUCAUGAUCCCCAUCCACCUGUUUCUGGCUCCUUACUGCUUCAGAACUGGAACAGGAUGACAGGCAUAGACCUCAUUGCAUCCGCUUCAAGGCCAAUGAUUCUCCCAGAUCUCAUUCAAGAAGCAACUAUAGUAGCUCCAACUCCAGCUUCUGUCCAGCCUCCCACUGUCAUCCUGCUGCUGCCGGAGCCCAGUGUGGACCGACUUUGUGUGGACAUCAGACACACGCAGGGUCCCAUGGACCUGCUUUUGGACCCUGGCCAAGGGCUUGAGGUGACUGGCGAGUACAAGGCAGAGAAGGCGGGGUUCUGGUGGAUCAAGGUGACCUUUAAGAACCCCGAGCUGCAGGUUCAUGUAUCCCCUGAACGCAUAGUGGUGACCCGGAACCGAAGAAACUCUGCAUACAACUGGAAGGAGACACUGUUCUCAGUAUUGCCUGGCCUGAAGAUGACCAUGAACCAGACAGGACUCCUGCUGCUCAGUGGCCCAGACAAAGUAACCAUUGGCCUGUCGUCUCAGAAUAGUCCUGCAAAGGGGCUCCUGCUCUUUCUGCGUGACACUGACCGCUUCUCCAGCCACGUCAGAGGGACCCUCGGUCAGUUUUACCAAGAUGUGCUCUGGGAGCCACCAGCAGCUACAGAUGACACCAGACGCAAGCUGAAGGUUCAAGGGAAGGAGUACUCUGCCACCAGAGAGCUCAAGUUGGAUCACCAAGAAGGGACAGAGAUUUCCUGCUGGAAGGUGGAGCUGUAGUUCAGAUAAAAGGAGUCCAUGCCCUCCCCCUGCUGCCCUGUUGUGUGCAGGUGGCUGCAGGGAUCCCCUGUGGGGCCUGAAUCACAAUGGAAAAGGGGAUUCCCACUUGUUACAAAUAAAAAUGGUGUGAGCCAAAGAAGGAGGUGACUCUGGCUUCACAUCAAAUCACAA
Messenger RNA from Cavia porcellus (domestic guinea pig), 3000 nucleotides. It is a transcript of the gene Itih4, whose product is annotated as inter-alpha-trypsin inhibitor heavy chain 4. Gene Ontology annotation, molecular function: serine-type endopeptidase inhibitor activity. The record is from RefSeq and is a predicted model, not a curated record. Gene Ontology annotation, biological process: hyaluronan metabolic process. Lineage: Eukaryota; Metazoa; Chordata; Mammalia; Rodentia; Caviidae. Bases 55 to 2829 code for a protein of 924 amino acids. The transcript has 24 exons.